GGAGAUGAGCCCGGCGGGCUGAUGCCGCCGGUAACCUCGGGCGCCCAGGGCGGGGAGCCCCACGCGGGCCGCGGAGGACGGCGGCCGCAGGCAGCCCGCGCGCCAUGUGCGAGCUGUACAGCAAGCGCGACACCCUGGCGCUGCGGGGCAGGCACAUCGGGCCCUCAUGCAAAGUUUUCUUUGCUGCGGAUCCCGUGAAAAUAGUGCGAGCCCAGAGGCAGUACAUGUUUGACGAGAAGGGAGAACGGUAUUUGGAUUGCAUCAACAACGUUGCCCACGUGGGACAUUGCCACCCAGAAGUGGUCAGAGCUGCCCUGAAGCAGAUGGAGCUUCUCAAUACGAAUUCCCGAUUCCUCCACGACAACAUUGUCGAGUAUGCCAAGCGCCUUUCAGCAACCCUGCCGGAGAAACUCUCUGUUUGCUAUUUUACAAAUUCAGGAUCUGAAGCCAAUGACUUAGCCUUACGCCUGGCCCGGCAGUUCAGAGGCCACCAAGAUGUGAUCACUCUUGAGCAUGCUUACCAUGGCCACCUAUCAUCCUUAAUUGAGAUCAGUCCAUACAAGUUUCGGAAGGGCAAAGAUGUCAAGAAAGAAUUUGUACAUGUGGCACCAGUCCCAGACACUUACAGGGGAAAAUACAGAGAAGACCACGCUGACCCAGCCGCUGCGUACGCAGAAGAAGUGAAGAGCAUCAUUGAAGAAGCUCAGGACAGUGGAAGGAAGAUUGCUGCCUUUAUUGCUGAAUCCAUGCAGAGUUGUGGCGGACAAAUAAUUCCUCCAGCAGGCUACUUCCAGAAAGUGGCAGAAUACGUGCGGGGAGCAGGGGGUGUGUUUAUAGCUGAUGAAGUUCAGGUAGGCUUUGGCCGGGUUGGGAGUCACUUCUGGAGCUUCCAAAUGCAUGGCGAAGACUUUGUUCCGGACAUCGUCACUAUGGGGAAACCAAUGGGCAACGGCCACCCCAUGGCAUGUGUGGUCACAACCAGAGAAAUUGCAGAAGCGUUCAGCAGCUCUGGGAUGGAGUAUUUCAAUACGUUUGGAGGAAAUCCGGUAUCUUGUGCUGUUGGUUUGGCUGUCCUGGAUAUAAUUGAAAAUGAAGACCUUCAAGGAAACGCCUUGAAAGUAGGGAAUUAUCUUACUGAGUUACUGAAUAAACAGAAGGCUAAACACCCUUUGAUAGGAGAUAUUAGGGGCGUUGGCCUUUUUGUCGGAAUCGACUUAGUGAAGGACCCCCAGCAAAGGACCCCUGCCACAGCCGAAGCUCAGCACGUCAUCUACAAGAUGAAAGAGAAAGGUGUGCUGCUCAGUGCCGACGGCCCCCAUAGAAAUGUGCUGAAACUAAAGCCGCCCAUGUGCUUCGCUGGAGAAGAUGCAGAGUUCCUGGUGGACCAGCUGGACGGGGUCCUAACAGUUUUAGAAGAAGCCCUGGGAGCCCAAACUGCAAGUGUGAUUUCUGAGACUCCUCCAUGCAAAACAGAGGUGCCGAAGGAAGCACACCUGCAGCUGCUCAGCGGUGGCACCACCAACUCCAGAGAAAGCCCCAGCAGAAAGAGAAACAGUGCGUGCACAGAUAAACACGCCCUGCUCAGUAAGAGGCUCAAGACAUGAAUCAUUAGCAGCUUAAAACAAGAUACACGUGCAGAGUUCCGGAGAGUGAGCGGAUACGUCUCGUCUGUUAGCUAUAUCGUACCCUCUAAAGCUAGAAUUGUCACUCAGCUUAGAUUUGUAAAUAAAAAGGUAAAUUAAUAAUAAGAAUAAACCAAGUGAUAAUCAAACCAUGUCGGGAAUAUCAGUUCGUCGGCCUCUGGCCUGUUAAUUUCUUACUUGAGAUUUCUGAAGGUACUUAAUUAUUCUAUUAAAUGUAAACUUGCAAAUUCAAAACUAAGUAGUUUUGCUUCCCAUGUUCUGGUGUUUGAAAUUCAAGAGCAUAGUGCACUACUGCAGCAUGAAGGAAGAAAAAGAAAAAAGAUAUUAGAGAG
Messenger RNA from Microcebus murinus (gray mouse lemur), 1975 nucleotides. It is a transcript of the gene ETNPPL, whose product is annotated as ethanolamine-phosphate phospho-lyase. The record is from RefSeq and is a predicted model, not a curated record. NCBI's taxonomy places the organism in Eukaryota, Metazoa, Chordata, Mammalia, Primates, Cheirogaleidae. Gene Ontology annotation, molecular function: pyridoxal phosphate binding; transaminase activity; ethanolamine-phosphate phospho-lyase activity. Gene Ontology annotation, cellular component: mitochondrion.